AUGGUACUUUCAUCUUCUGUGUCAUUCUUGUGUAUAUCCAUAGAAGUCUGCCAAGUUCCUCAUCUACCCGUCCACAAAAAAGCGGUGAUUAUUACAGGAUGUGACCGAGGCUUUGGACAUGCUCUUGCUAUCAAACUUGAUCAGAUGGGCUUCAAAGUGUUUGCUGGUUGCCUAUUCAAUAAAGGCGAUGGUGCUGAAGCUUUAAAAAGAAUUUGUUCUGACCAAUUACACGUUCUUCAACUUGAUGUCCGAGAUCCAGAACAAGUUGAUGGUGCAUAUAAUGCUGUUGAAGAAAAAUUAAAUGAUUAUGAGUUGUGGGGUCUUGUGAAUAAUGCUGGAAUCUGUUUCAUUGGCAACUCUGAGAUGAUAUCCAGAAAUGACUCCCUCAGAAUUAUGGAUGUCAACUUUCGUGGACCCUACUUGAUGUGUUCAAAGUUUUUACCUUUGCUCAGAAGAAGUCAAGGUAUCAAAAUUAUACCAAGUGGAUACAAAACAGGCAUCAUAGCCUAUGACAAAGCAAAAAUGGCUGAAAAAUGGUGGGCUGAAGCUCCAGAUAUUGUAAAAGAAGAUUUUGGAAAAUCUUCAUUCCUUAUUAAAUCUAAAGCUACAGAUUCAGAUGAAAUGCUUUCCACAGAUAUCUCUCCUGUUAUCAAUGCUAUGAUUGAUGGUCUGCUUUCUACUAAUCCCAAACCUAUCUACUACAAAGGAUUCCUGGCACGUUCUCUUCCUUUUCUCUACUAUCACUUACCAAGUCCUCUACGAGAACCUGUAAUUGGUAUUUUUACUGACUGGUUUGACUUCCAACCAUCUUGUCUGCAAGAUGUUGAUUAA
Acanthosepion pharaonis is the source of this 831-nucleotide messenger RNA. The record is from the annotation of a GenBank genome assembly. NCBI's taxonomy places the organism in Eukaryota, Metazoa, Mollusca, Cephalopoda, Sepiida, Sepiidae.